Molecule: messenger RNA, 2645 nt
Organism: Pelodiscus sinensis (Chinese soft-shelled turtle)
Lineage: Eukaryota; Metazoa; Chordata; Testudines; Trionychidae
Gene: MDFIC
Product: MyoD family inhibitor domain containing
Biological process (GO): negative regulation of DNA-templated transcription; positive regulation of viral transcription
Cellular component (GO): nucleus; cytoplasm
Molecular function (GO): transcription factor binding
Source: RefSeq, a predicted model, not a curated record
GUUUUGGGAUGGCCCAUGGCCAUGACCUCUUUCUGGCCCAGGCUCUGGAGAACCGGUCGGGCAGCGGGACCUGGGGAGCCGCCGCCCCCAGGCUUCGAUCGCUGCCACAGAGCUGGAUGUUUUCAGCUCCGGAAAUGAUGAAAAAAAGAAGCGGGAGGAGGUGUGGGGGGAGGACGAAAGAAGUCCCCGCUUUGGCGUGUGCUGGCUGGAGAGGGCGAGAUCCCGCGCAGCAGCGGGGCGGGCUGCCAGGGGAUACAGCCGUAGAGCCCGGGGGCUGUACAGGAGGAGGCGGCAGCAGCCGUAGCUGCAGAAAGGAGGCGGCCGCGCCGGCAGCGGAGAUGCUGUUUCUGCUGCUUGGGGAGCCUCAGGUGCUGUGUUAGGUUGGUCGGGGGUGGAAGCUCCUGGGUCGUGGGGUGAGCGAAGGCAGAUGUCCCAAGCGAGAGAGCUUCUUCCUCCGGGGCCUGAAGGGCCGGCGCCUGCAGCUCCGAGUGAACUCGGCUUUCUGCGCUCGCUCCUUCGAGAAAAAUGUGAUACAGAGAAUACAGCUGCGGGAGAGAGAGACUUAACAGCACCUCCCAAUAACCAAAGCAUACAGUCAGAGAUGCAAGACCAGUCUGUCUGGGGAAAUAGCACUGAUGGUGACCUCAUCAGAACACAACCUCAGCGCUUGCCUCAGCCAAAUACUUCAGCGUUGGAAAAAAGCGAGGAAGAAACUGGCAAGAUACAGAAUGGUCAUGCAGGUUUGAGUAAUGGAAAUGGAAUUCACAACGGGGUCAAACAUGUAACUACAGAUAAUAGAAAAUGUUCAGCUCCUGUUUCACAAAAAAUGCACAGAAAAAUUCAGUCCAGCUUGUCUGUCAACAGUGAUAGCAGCAAGAAGAGUAAAAUAAGCUCUGCAUAUUCUCAAAAACCAAGUUCUUCUCCUGAAGAUUGCUGUGUUCACUGUAUCCUGGCUUGCUUGUUUUGUGAGUUUCUCACCCUCUGUAAUAUUGUUCUGGCACAAGCUUCCUGUGGCAUCUGUACAUCCGAGGCCUGCUGUUGUUGCUGUGGGGACGAAAUGGGGGAUGACUGUAACUGCCCAUGUGACAUGGAUUGUGGAAUAAUGGACGCUUGUUGCGAAUCAUCAGACUGCUUGGAAAUCUGUAUGGAAUGUUGUGGAAUUUGUUUCCCAUCAUGAAAUAUUUUUAUCUUUUUUAUUCUUUUAAAAACUGGAGAGCUUUAAAAAAUACUUUUGAAGAAAAAUAAGGUAAGAGUCUCACACAGUAACCUAGUAUUUGCACUGUUAGCUAGCUAAGUUUAAAGAAUCGUUAGAGAAAACAAACCUGUAAUCUAACAUGUUUUAUGGUUGUUUAGUAUGUGAAAUUCUAAAUUACUUUCCAACUCCGUUUAGCUUUGCAAAUAGGACAGUUGACGGCAAUCAACUUAAAGGCCUGAUACAACAGACUUUUAAUGUUGCUGUUUGAGUUAAGUUUUUGCCAGAGAAAAGACUACAAAAGCAGUGCCUUAGAUAUUACCACCUUACUUACUUUAAUGCUAAAUGCUUAAAUAGCCUUUCAUACCUAAAACACUUCUUGCACGACUUGAAAGCAAAAUACCUUAAUUUAAUCUUUUAUGGUUUGAAAGUAACCUUUGCCUAUUAGAUUUUGAAGUGAAUUGGUCUUGGCAGAGUGGUCACACUGAAAUGUUUCUUUGAUUUUUGGGUGAUUUUCUGUACUUACCAUGGUAAAUGCUGGUAAUAGGUGAAAUCCAGAUUUAUUAUGUCAAUGAGAGUUUUGCCAUAGACUUAAAAAAAGACCAGUAUUUCACCCACUGGCUUCCAAACCACAAUAAACUUUUUAAAUACAACCUGUAUUUCCCUUCUGUGUUAAUGAUACCAGAAAUAAUUAAUUUUAGAACAAGUCUAGGUACAACAUGAAGUAUACCCCUUCUCUGUUGGUCUAUAUAAUCAAAGUCACUCAAUAGGAAUAUCAAAAAAAUUAUCAGAUUCUAAACGUGCCAAUUUUUGUGUCUUUACAGCCACAUAUCCUAAUUUAGUGUCUCACACACACACACACACACACACACACACACACACACACACACACACACCUAACCUCUUCUCCCUGUUCCUGUGUUGUAGGAGAGAUGCACACAAAUAGGGGGAAUGGGCAGACAGAGAAAACAGUGAAACAAUUAGACAGGAAGUACUGCCAAAUGCAGAAAUUAACUUCUAAAAUAUUGUACACCCUCUCUCUGAGUUACGAACGAGUUACAGACCAAACAGUUGGCCGUAACUCGAUCCAUUCGUAACUCGGACUCCAUUGAGUUACAUGCAACUGUGCUGUUUGUAAGCACGGGUCGCGUUUGUAACUUGGGGACCGCCUUUACGACCGCUUUGGGAGCUUUGGUCAUAAGUGCGAACGGUCGUAAUUCGACCAUUCGCAACUCGGGGAGUGGCUGUAUCUUAAAUAAUUGGUUCUGUUAAGUGUGUAACUUAUACACAAUAAAUAAAGAAUUUUCAAAUAGUUACUUUUAAGUUAGAAUCAUAGAAUACUAGAACUGGAAGGGACCUCGAGAGAUCAUCAAGUCCAGUCCCCUGCCUUCAUGGCAGGACCACAUACACUCUAUAUUAUCCCUGAUAGGUGUCUGUCUAACUUGUUCUUAAA